ACUCCACUUCCAAGAGGAACUGGUGAGGCAUAUAGCACUGUCAAUAUCAACGUCGAUUCAACUUAUAAAGCUAUUUACAGGUCAAUUGGAGGUAUAACUCGAAUAUAAAGGACUUAAUACGCUGCCGAACUCACUAUAUACCCUACGGCCUCAGACAAGUUAUUCUAUAAGACAGUCAUCGUCAUGGCCUCAUCAAUCCUCACAACUGGCCGUCGCAAGGAGGGCGAGCAGGUUCUCGCAUUCAUCGGCUGUGGCACCCUCGGAACAGGAAUCCUCACCGGCAUAAUGUCCCACGUCGGCAAAGAAGGCCUCUCCUUCGUCCAAGACGAAGCCGGCAACACCGAACCCCUCCCCUUCCUCCAAGACCAACACGGCAACCACCUCUUCCCCCCCACCAGCUACAUCGCAACCUGCCGCUCCGACAGCGCAGUCGAGCGCCUCAACGCCGCCGUCUCCGAAGCCAACACCACCGGCGAGACCUUCAAGGUCAUCCAGAACGACAACGUCAAGGCCUGCCAGGAAGCAGACGUCAUUAUCCUCGGCUGCAAACCCUACAUGGUCUCUGGCAUCCUCUCCAAGCCCGGGAUGGUCAAGGCGCUUGAGGGAAAACUCCUCAUUUCCAUCUGCGCUGGUGUCGCGGCGGAGGAUAUCGAGAACACCCUCUACGGUGGCAAGCCCGGCGGUGUCGGCCGCUGCACCGUCGUCCGCACGAUGCCCAACACCGCCGCCGGAAUCGGACAAUCCAUGACCGUCCUCGCCACCCCAUCCACCCCCAUCGACGAGAGCGUUUCUAUGCUCAUCGAAACGAUCUUCAAAUGCGUCGGCGAAGUCGUCUGGCUCCCCCCCAACCUCAUGGAUGCCUCCACCGCCCUCUGCGGCUCCGGGCCAGCAUUCUUCCUCCUCCUCCUCGAAGCCGCGAUCGAUGGCGGCGUCGCGAUGGGAUUGCCGCGCGCAGAGGCGACGAAGAUGGCCGCGCAGACGAUGAAGGGUGCGUGUAUGGGUGUUUUGGGGGAUAAGGAGCAGGGACGGGCACCGGUUCAUCCGGCUGUGUUGAAGGAUCGGGUUACGACGCCGGGGGGGUGCACUAUUGGUGGGCUGAUGGUGUUGGAGGAUGGGGGGGCGAGGGGGGUGGUUUCGAAGGCUAUUAGGGCUGCGACGGUGGUGGCGAGUAAGUUGGGGCAGGGGGUGAAGAAUGUGAAUGGUGCGAAUGUUUAGAGGGGGGAGAUACCACUGGUAGUUGUGAGGUUCCAAAGCCUCGUCGGUCCCGUUCAAAAGAGAAAUAGACAAACUUGUACAUACAAAAGCAUGCGCAGACAAUAGAAGUCAACAUCAUAG
This is a messenger RNA of Pseudogymnoascus verrucosus, 1335 nucleotides long. RefSeq names its product delta 1-pyrroline-5-carboxylate reductase (gene PRO3). The coding region runs from base 184 to 1215 and encodes 343 amino acids. Gene Ontology annotation, biological process: L-proline biosynthetic process. The transcript is spliced from 2 exons. The record is from RefSeq and is a predicted model, not a curated record. Gene Ontology annotation, molecular function: pyrroline-5-carboxylate reductase activity. Lineage: Eukaryota; Fungi; Ascomycota; Leotiomycetes; Thelebolales; Thelebolaceae.